AUGCGGCUGGCCUUCUCCUACGCGGCGACAGCCUCAUCGUGCGCCUCCUCCAAAGCCUCCCACUCCUCGGCCACCACGCGCAUUGACCUCUCGUGGGUUGCGCGGGCCGAGGCGAUACGGGCCUCCAGGAGCCUACCGACCUCUUCCAGCCGGCCCCUCUCUUCAAUGAGAGCGGCGCGGUCCCUGUCGAGCUCGGCUCGCUCUGUCACCACGGCCACUUCAAGCCGCUCGAUAACCUCCCGGGCGCUUCCGAGCACAUCCGGGAGGGGUUUCGGGGCCUGGCUUGACGGUGGUCGGGUGCUGGGUCCCCUGCGAGCCCUCUCUGCAGAGGCUCUUGGAGUCCCUGACGACUGCCGCGCCGGCGCCGCCGGCGCCACCCUUGCCGCAACCAGCUCCACCGCGGCCACUCGCUCCGCCCUCGGAGUAAUUGGUGCGGGCUCGGAUGGCGCUGGCUGCUCGGGAGUGCCCACUGCCCUCGGCUCAGGGCAGGUCGGCGCCCUCGGCUCCAGGCCCGCUGGCGCGCUCGGCUCAGGAGCGGGAACCGGCCUCAGCUCCUCUGGCUGGCCUCCCGCAGGUUCCUUGGGCAAAAAGGUGAGUAGCUAA
Molecule: messenger RNA, 603 nt
Organism: Phragmites australis (common reed)
Lineage: Eukaryota; Viridiplantae; Streptophyta; Magnoliopsida; Poales; Poaceae
Exons: 1
Coding region: 1-603 (200 amino acids)
Source: RefSeq, a predicted model, not a curated record